This is a messenger RNA of Lizanozyma spartinae, 855 nucleotides long. It is a transcript of the gene BNA6, whose product is annotated as nicotinate-nucleotide diphosphorylase (carboxylating). Gene Ontology annotation, molecular function: nicotinate-nucleotide diphosphorylase (carboxylating) activity. Gene Ontology annotation, cellular component: cytoplasm. The transcript has 2 exons. NCBI's taxonomy places the organism in Eukaryota, Fungi, Ascomycota, Pichiomycetes, Serinales, Debaryomycetaceae. The coding region runs from base 1 to 855 and encodes 284 amino acids. The record is from RefSeq and is a predicted model, not a curated record. Gene Ontology annotation, biological process: NAD+ biosynthetic process; quinolinate catabolic process.
AUGUCUGGUGAAUGGAAGAACCAAAUCACCAAGUUUCUCUCUGAAGAUGUGCCCUCGUUUGACUUUGGUGCUUAUGUCGUUGGGAACAAACCUGAGACCGCUUCAUUGUACAUGAAACAAAUUGGUGUCAUUAGUGGGAUUCCUUUUGCUCAAGAAGUGUUCAAACAAUGUGAAUUGGAAGCCGAAUGGCACUAUGAAGAAGGUCAAUACAUUGACAAAUUGCCAGAGUCUGGUAAGAUUGUUGUGGCUACUGUUAAGGGACCAGCAAACAAGAUCUUAUUGGCCGAAAGAACCGCAUUGAAUAUGUUAGCCAGAAGUUCCGGGAUAGCCACUCAAAGUCACAUUACCAAGAAGUUGGCGGAUGAAAGUGGAUACACAGGUCUUAUUGCUGGUACCAGAAAGACUACCCCAGGGUUACGUCUUUUGGAAAAGUACUCCAUGUUAGUUGGAGGUGUAGAUACUCACAGAUAUGAUUUAAGUUCUAUGGUUAUGUUGAAGGAUAACCAUAUCACUAGUACAGGAAGUAUUACCAAGGCUGUUAAAGCGGCUAGGAAGGUAUGUGGGUUUGCUGUGAAAAUUGAAGUCGAAGUAGCCACUGAAGAAGAUGCCCAAGAAGCCAUUGAUGCUGGUACUGAUGUCAUAAUGUUGGACAAUUUCCAAGGAGAAGAAUUGAGACAAGUGGCUAGAAGAUUGAAGGCCGCUAACCCCACCAAGUCAUUUUUAUUGGAAUGUUCUGGUGGGUUGACCUUGAAUAACUUGAGUAGUUAUCUUUGCAACGAUAUCGACAUAUACUCCACCUCUUCAAUUCACCAAGGUACUGGCAUUGUUGAUUACUCAUUGAAGAUCAACCCAUAG